AUGUCUUCUGCUGCUCAAUAUGUGCCUCUCCCUGCUGGUGCAGGUUAUGCCGUUGUCGUUGGUUUGGGCUUUCUCUUUGCUGGAGGUAUGGUGCUCACCACUUACUGUCUUAAGCGUUAUAACAAGGAGAUCAUGACAGCUGAGGAGUUUGCGACUGCCGGAAGAUCCGUCAAGCCAUUCCUUCUCUCUGCUGCGGUGGUUUCGUCGUGGACAUGGGCGGCGACGCUAUUGACGUCAACCACUCAAGUCUACAACAACGGUGUUUCGGGUGCGAUGUUUUAUGCCUGUGGCGCCACAGUACAAAUCAUUUUGUUCUCAUGUCUUGCUAUCAAGGGCAAGGAGCGGGCUCCUUGUGCACACACAUACUUGGAAAUUGUUCAGGCUCGUUAUGGCAAAUGGACUCACGGAGUACUCUCUUUUUGGGGGUUCGCUACCAAUGUCCUUGUCACCGCCAUGUUGCUCACAGGUGGAUCAGCAGUGGUCAAUGAUAUGACUGGUAUGAACGUUGUUGCUGGCUGUUUGCUAUUACCAUUGGGUGUGGUCAUUUAUACUUUGUUUGGUGGUAUCAAGGCUACCAUUCUCACUGACUACGCGCACACUGUCGCUAUGAUCAUCAUCAUAUUAGUCUUUGCAUUCAACGCAUUCGCAGUUUCCGACAAGCUAGGCUCUCCAGGUAUCAUUUGGGAAAAAAUUACCGAGCUUGCCAUCACCCAACCAAGAGAGGGUAACGCUGGAGGAUCGUACUUGACUAUUAAAUCGCGUUCUGGUGGUAUCUUUUUCGUUAUCAACAUCGUGGGUAACUUUGGUACCGUCUUCUUGGAUAAUGGCUAUUUCAACAAGGCAUUCGCUUCAGACCCCGCUGCGACUAUGCCCGGUUAUGUGAUGGGAGGUCUAGUGUGGUUUGCCAUUCCAAUGUUCACAGCUACCACUUUAGGUCUCACUGCUCUUUCCUUAGAGAGCACCCCUUUCUGGCCAACAUAUCCAAACAAAAUGACUCCUGAUGAGGUCACGGCUGGUUUGGUUUUGCCAAAUGCAGCCACGGCACUUUUGGGCAAAUCUGGUGCAGUGAUGGCUCUUUUGUUGACGUUUAUGGCUGUCACUUCUGCCAUGUCUUCAGAACUCAUUGCUGUAUCUACCAUCUUUACUUAUGACUUCUACCGUGGAUACAUGAACCCGAAGGCAUCUGGUAAGCAAUUGAUGCUCGUCUCACACGCAUCCGUUAUCGUGUUUGCUUAUGUAAUGGCAGGAUUUUCAAUCGGCUUGUACUACGCUGGGAUCUCCAUGGGUUAUUUGUACGAACUCAUGGGUAUCAUCAUUGGUGGUGCAGUGCUCCCCUCGACAAUGACGCUCUUUUCCAAGCGCCAAAAUUGGGCUGCCGCUACAUUUACUCCACCAAUAGCUACUGCUUUGGCAAUUAUGUCCUGGUUGGUGUGCACGAAGACGAAAUUUGGCCAUAUUGACAGAAACACCACUUUCGAAGAUGAUGCCAUGUUGACAGGCAAUGUUGUUGCCUUGUUAUCACCUUUGAUAAUAGUCCCAGUACUUACAUUUGCCUUCAAGCCACAAAAUUACGACUGGAACCUUUUGAAGAUCAUCUCCAGAGUUGAUGAGGACGAGGAACUUGCCGAAGCUGAAGGUGGACGCAAAGCUGAUGUUGAAAGCAUGUCUGACGAUGUGCACCCAGUGAAAUCACAAAUUGCAAUAGAUGCUCACGAGAUAGCUCUCAUGAAAGCCGAUGAGUACGCCGACCAGUCCAAGAGACUCCACAAGGCGUUCAUCAAAGCUGCGUGCAUCUGUGUGUUUUUGGCAAUUUCAUUGAUUCUCUUAUGGCCCAUCCCAAUGUACGGAUCAGGGUACAUCUUCAGCAAGAAGUUUUUUACCGGGUGGAUCGUUGUGCUCUUCAUCUGGAUUUGGAUCACGGCGUUUGUGGUGAUCAUCGGGCCCAUCUGGGAAGGCCGCCAGGGUAUCUUCAACACAUUCAGAGGAAUCUACUGGGACUUGACGGGCAGAACGUGGAAGUUGAGACAGUGGCAAAACGAGAAUCCUGAGCAAAUGCACGCUGUCAGAAGCCAAGUGUCCGCGGAAUUGACACGGAUCACCUCUCUUGAUGGUGUUAGAAACGACGGUGGGUACAUCACGCCCCACCACAUCGACGAGGAACUCGAAGAGAAGAAAUAA
Molecule: messenger RNA, 2178 nt
Organism: Candidozyma auris
Lineage: Eukaryota; Fungi; Ascomycota; Pichiomycetes; Serinales; Metschnikowiaceae
Gene: DUR3
Product: Dur3p
Exons: 1
Coding region: 1-2178 (725 amino acids)
Biological process (GO): spermidine transport; urea transmembrane transport; putrescine transport
Cellular component (GO): plasma membrane
Molecular function (GO): urea transmembrane transporter activity; putrescine transmembrane transporter activity; spermidine transmembrane transporter activity
Source: RefSeq, a predicted model, not a curated record